Molecule: messenger RNA, 231 nt
Organism: Brenthis ino (lesser marbled fritillary)
Lineage: Eukaryota; Metazoa; Arthropoda; Insecta; Lepidoptera; Nymphalidae
Source: the annotation of a GenBank genome assembly
AUGGUCGAUGAUAACAAUAGUGUUCCCACACCAUUGCCGGUGACGCUCGAGCGCGGUGUGUGUGGUCGCAUGGCGAGCGCGCAAUGCACGGGCGGCGUGUGGCGACGACGCGGGCGCGCGGGCCCCGGCCGCGUGCGAUCUCACCGAACUACCUCACCUCCCUCCGCCCUCCCAACCACCCCGCCCUCGCCCAAUGCCUACCCUCUAGGGCUGACUUCGGACCUAUUUGCA